AUGUACUUCCUCCUGCUAUCCCUGCUUAUUUCACUUGCAACCGCUACAUCAUUAGUCAAAGCACCUUGUAGCAACACCAUUGCCAACAAGUGGAUUGUCAAACUCAAAAACAACGUCGCUACUCGGGCCGCCGAUGGCGUGAAGGCAGCCCUUUCCACAGAGCCUGACUACCAGUAUUCGAUGCCUGGCUUCCGAGGCUUUGCAGGAACUCUAUCUGAUGACGAGGUAGCGUUGCUACAAGCUUCUGAUCAAAUCGAGUAUAUCCAGCAAGACGCUGAGGUUUACACAACGGCACUUGUCAAACAGUUGAAUGCUACGUGGGGAAUUUCUCGUCUCUCGCAUAUAAAGCCUGGCGAAACCACAUAUCUCUAUGAUUCCAGUGCAGGAGAAGGAACUUGUGCUUAUGUGAUUGAUACAGGCGUCGACAUUACGCAUCCCGAGUUUCAAGGGCGCGCCUUCUUUCUGGCAGACUUCACUCAUGAAGGUAAUUUUAUAGAUGGUUAUGGUCAUGGAACGCACGUCGCUGGAACAAUUGGGUCUGCGACCUGGGGCGUAGCGAAGAAGACUAUAAUCUUUGCUGUGCGAGUACUCGACUCUAAUGGCUGGGGAACGAACGCUGAUGUGGUUGCGGGUCUGGAGUUCAUCCUUCGAGAUGCAAGAGAGCGUAGGGGAACGGAUCAGUGUCGCAAUGGGUUUGUUGUCAAUAUCAGCUUGGGAAGUGAAAAGCUUCCAGCUUUGAACGAUGCUGCCGCAGCUAUGGUUGCAGAGGAUCUCUUUCUAGGAGUUGCCGCAGGUAACGACGGCGUGCCAGCUGAUGAUUUCUCUCCAGGGUCUGAGCCUUCGGUCUGCACUGUAGGAGCAACGGCGGCGAACAAUACACUUACCCAGUGGUCCAAUCAUGGUCCUCGGAUCGAUAUUCUGGCUCCUGGCCUAGACAUCACUAGCACUCUUCCCAAUGGUGCGGCUGCCUCGUUUUCGGGUACAAGUAUGGCAGCUCCGCAUGUUGUUGGCCUUGCAGCGUAUUUGCUUGGACUCGGGUCACCAGCAAAGAAUCUCUGUGGUACAAUCGCUGCCUUGGCGAUCAAAAAUGCGAUCGAUCAAGACACGCUUCCAAAAGGGACACCGAACCUGUUGGCGUUCAAUGUAGCCCAGCCAGCCAGAAGCGUAUGA
Molecule: messenger RNA, 1170 nt
Organism: Bipolaris sorokiniana ND90Pr
Lineage: Eukaryota; Fungi; Ascomycota; Dothideomycetes; Pleosporales; Pleosporaceae
Exons: 5
Coding region: 1-1170 (389 amino acids)
Biological process (GO): proteolysis
Molecular function (GO): serine-type endopeptidase activity
Source: RefSeq, a predicted model, not a curated record